CCGGACCAUGACUGCCGAGGGACCCAGCCCGCCUGCCCGUUGGCGCAGCCGCCUGCCCGGGCUCUGGGCGGCGGCGCUGCUCCUGCUCGGUCUGCCGCGCCUUUCGGUGCGGGCGGAUGGAAAGCUCUUUGUGCUGGAGUCUCAGAAUGGCUCUCAGGGCCUAGAACUGGAGGCUGCUCGGCUUUCCUGCAAGAGCAGGGGUGCUCACCUGGUGUCUGCAGACGAGCUGCGGAGAGUGGUACAGGAUUGCUCCUUUGCGGUGUGUGCCACUGGCUGGUUAGCAGAUGGCACUCUAGGAACAACCAUGUGUAGCAAAGGAAGUGGAGAACAGCAAAUCAUGAGAGCUGUCGAUGUGCGAAUUGAGAGCAACCCAGUUCCUGGUGGCACAUACAGUGCCCUUUGUAUUAAGGAUGAAGAGAAGCCCUGUGGAGACCCGCCUUCGUUCCCACACACCAUCCUGCAGGGUCGCACCGGCUUGGAGAUGGGGGAUGAGCUGCUGUACGUGUGCGCCCCAGGCCACAUCACGGGCCACCGGGAGACCGCCUUCACCUUGCUAUGUAACAGCUGUGGGGAGUGGUAUGGCCUGGUGCAGGCCUGCGGGAAAGAUGAGGCUGAGGCACACAUUGACUAUGAAGAUAACUUCCCUGAUGACAGAUCUGUGUCAUUCAGAGAGCUCAUGGAGGAUUCCCGGACAGAGGCAGAAGAGGACAGAAGUCAGGGAGACUCGUCUGAGGAGGCUCCAAAACAGGACCAUCUGGUCUCCAUUUCUGUGGGGAGAGAAAACAUAGCCCAGGAUAAAGGCUUUGUGCCAACCACAGGCUUGCCUGGCGCUGGGAGCAGUGUCUUUGCAGACUCGCCAGGAUCGCGGCUGCUCCAGAAGCACUUGUUCUGGUUUCCUGCUGAGGCUUUCCACAAGCCUGGGUUGGAAAAGGAGGUGGAUGAUGACACCAAAAAGCAGUUUUCUGCUGGAGACAACCACAGUGGUGUAAAAUUGGUCCCAGGUGAACCUGAAACUAAGGUGAUCUAUGACAACACUGAUGGUCCCUUGGGGCCAUUUAUGGGCAAGAAUGAUAGCAAGGCAGGGGAUCCAGUGGUGAGCAGCAGUGAUGAGUCCUGGUUAGAUGGCUACCCUGUGACAGAUGGGGCUUGGAGGAAGACAGAGGAAGAAGAUGGGGACAAAGGGGAUGGGUCAGUAGGACUAGAAGAAAACAUCCUACUUACUCCUGAUCAGCCCAUUCUUGUGGAAGUUAAGAAGCCCUGGAGUAGCACCCUCACACCAAGCGAGGGCAUGACCCAUAGUUCAGUUCUUCCAUCUCAAAUGCUAGAUGUGGAAGCUUUGGCGCUCAGACCCGUGAGUGUGUCCGAGACUGAGGGCAAUGGGGAUGGUGACUUGACCAAGUACCAGUCAACUCUACCCUGGAGAUUCACCACAGAGGAGUCUUCGAUGGCCACCCUGCCCUAUGAGCUCACCAGCUCCACCCUGGAGAUAUUAACAGCGACCACUGUCAAGCAGACACCUAACCACAUCCCCUCAACGAUCAUGGCAACCACCCAGCCUCCAGGAGAAACCACUGCUCCUGAGAUCCAGGACAGCUUCCCAUACCUGCUGUCUGAAGACUUCUUUGGACAGGAAGGCCCUGGGCCGGGUACAAGCGAGGAGCUUCAUCCCACCUUGGAGUCAUGUGUGGGGGGCAGAUGUCCUGGCCUCAGCAGAGGCCCUGUGAUCGCCACCAUUGUCACCAUCCUGUGCCUACUGCUGCUCCUGGCAGGUGUGGGGAUGGUGUGGGGCUACCGCAAGUACCAGCACAAGAGCUCCGUGUACAAGCUGAAUGUUGGCCAGCGGCAGGCUCGGCACUACCACCAGCAGAUCGAGAUGGAGAAGGUCUAGGCACCUUCGGAGUGGGUUCUCCCAAAGCCACUUGGGAGG
This is a messenger RNA of Piliocolobus tephrosceles (Ugandan red Colobus), 1927 nucleotides long. It is a transcript of the gene SUSD5, whose product is annotated as sushi domain containing 5. Lineage: Eukaryota; Metazoa; Chordata; Mammalia; Primates; Cercopithecidae. The record is from RefSeq and is a predicted model, not a curated record. Gene Ontology annotation, molecular function: hyaluronic acid binding. The transcript is spliced from 5 exons. Gene Ontology annotation, biological process: Notch signaling pathway; cell adhesion. Bases 8 to 1888 code for a protein of 626 amino acids.